Molecule: messenger RNA, 846 nt
Organism: Hyphopichia burtonii NRRL Y-1933
Lineage: Eukaryota; Fungi; Ascomycota; Pichiomycetes; Serinales; Debaryomycetaceae
Product: aldo-keto reductase superfamily protein
Exons: 1
Coding region: 1-846 (281 amino acids)
Molecular function (GO): oxidoreductase activity
Source: RefSeq, a predicted model, not a curated record
AUGUCAGCUAAAAGACUCAUUACCUUGAAUAACGGGAACAAAAUCCCAGCCUUUGGAUUAGGAACUUACGACAUCCCCAAUUCAUCCACGGCACAAGUAGUAUAUGAAGCUUGUAAAGUUGGUUAUAAACAUUUUGAUACCGCAGUGUUAUACGGGAAUGAACGUGAAGUUGGGGAAGGGAUUCACAAAUACUUAACCAGUACUAAUACCAAUAGAGGUGAAAUUUUUUAUACAACCAAAUUAUGGAAUAGCCAAUUGGGCUACCAAAAUACUAAACGGGCAAUCAAGGACAUUUUCAGUAAAGUAUCGCAACUAGAAUACAUCGAUUUAGUCCUCAUUCAUUCUCCUUUACCAGGGAAAACGAAAAGAUUGGAAAGCUGGAAGGCUUUAGAAGAAGCGGUGGAAGAAGGACUUAUCAAGAAUAUCGGGGUUUCGAAUUAUGGUAUUCACCAUAUCGAUGAAUUGUUAAGCCACUGCAAAAUCAAGCCAGUAGUCAACCAAAUCGAAAUCAGUCCCUGGUGUAUGAGACAAGAAUUGGCCGACUACUGUUUGCUGAAAAAUAUCCAAGUGGAAGCCUUCAGUCCCUUAACCCAUGGCUAUAGAUUGAGAAACCCACCCGCAGAAUUGCAAGCGCUAGCCGACAAGUAUAAUGUCAACGUUGGCCAGUUACUAAUUAAAUGGUCAUUAUCCAAAGGGUAUAUUCCAUUACCAAAAACCCAACGGGUAGAAAGAUUACAAAGCAACCUUUCGGUCGAUCAUUUCGAAUUGACCAAAGAGGAAGUGGAAAGUAUCCAACACCCCGAAGUUCACGAUCCAACCGACUGGGAGUGUACUGAUGCUCCAUAG